Oryza brachyantha (malo sina) is the source of this 3337-nucleotide messenger RNA. Its product is annotated as probable inactive leucine-rich repeat receptor-like protein kinase At3g03770. Bases 684 to 2999 code for a protein of 771 amino acids. Gene Ontology annotation, biological process: protein phosphorylation. NCBI's taxonomy places the organism in Eukaryota, Viridiplantae, Streptophyta, Magnoliopsida, Poales, Poaceae. The transcript has 8 exons. The record is from RefSeq and is a predicted model, not a curated record. Gene Ontology annotation, molecular function: receptor serine/threonine kinase binding; protein kinase activity; ATP binding.
CACUCCCCACCGGUGCUGUACAGAUGCAAUGCCGGCCCGUGCUGCUGGCCUGCUGCUGCUGCUACAGUAACUAAUUUAAUUGCUAAUUAUUCACCGUGAGAGAGAGAGGGGAAGAACAGUGGUGGCAAAGCUGGAUGUGCCUCUCUUGUUGAGUUGAGGUAUUGUGGUAGAGAGAGUACCGCAGAGCAGCAACUGUUUUAGUUUUGCUCACUGACUACCGGCCAGGGGGACAUUAAUGGCGUGCAGGACCGCUGCCGCUGCUGCCGCUGUUUGCUGCUGGGCAGUAUGAGUGAGCGAGCGAGAGAUCCAUGUGCAUCAGGGCGCCGUUUCUUGCUGCUGCUGCUGCUGCUGGGCGUUCUUCCAUCUCCCCCAGUCUCUUCUCACCUGCUCUACCUCUCCCCUGUACCCUAGUUAAUUCUUGGUGCCUGUGUGUCGAGGAAGAAGAAGAGGUGGUGGUGGUAGGUAUAGGACGAUGCUGAUGGUUGGGUUGUUGGAUGCAUCUAUGGGAGAUGGAAGCUGUAAGCCUGUAUUCUGAGAGCAAUGGAGACCAGAGCAUGUUCUUAGGGGCCCUCCACUGGCUAGCCUACAACUGUUAUUCUCCUUCAUUGGUCCUCCAAUCCUGGCUUAAAUUCUGAGUCUUUUGGCUGGAGAUUUGGGAAGAUUAGGGACUAAGCUAAGCUCCAAUGGCUUGGCAUUUUAGUGCACUUUUCAUGACCACAGCCUGUUUGGUGUUAUUAACAACAAGCGAGCAAUCUUCACAGGGUGAGGUGCUGCAGCAGCUCAGGAAGCAGUUGGAGUACCCAAGGCAGUUGGAUGUAUGGAAUAACCCAAGUAAUGACCCCUGCUACACCCAGCCCACUUCAGGGGUUGCCGUGGCGUGUGAGGACAACGCUAUUACGGCACUUAAGAUUAUCGGCGACAGGUUCACCAAGCUGCCAAAGUUCAAUGGAUAUCCUUUCCCCAAUAUCACCCUCUCUGAAGCCUUUGUUCUGGAUUCAUUUGUUACUACACUGUCAAGGUUGACAAACUUGCGUGUUGUUAUCUUGGUGUCUUUAGGAAUAUGGGGUCCUCUUCCUGACAAGAUUCACCGGCUAACGUCUCUUGAAGUGCUCGAUUUGAGCUCCAAUUUUCUUUAUGGAUCAAUUCCUCCGAAACUAUCAGCCAUGUCAAAGUUGCACACUUUGACAUUGGAUGGGAACGUCUUCAAUGAUACUGUGCCAGACUGGUUCAACAUGUUCUUGAACCUCACAGUUCUUCGGUUGCAGCAUAACCGGUUGAAGGGCCCCAUACCAGCAUCAAUUGCUAAAGCUACCAUGCUUAGUGAGCUUGCUCUUGCUGGCAAUAGCAUUGCUGGUGAGGUUCCACAACUAGGAAGCUUAAAUAAGCUUGAGAUGCUGGACUUGAGGGACAAUGAGUUGGAUGGAGAGCUUCCAGAGUUGCCUACAGCAUUGGUAACAAUCUUACUCAGCAAAAACUCACUCAAGGGUGAAAUUCCUGAGCAGUUUGGUCAGUUGAACCGACUUCAGCACCUUGAUCUCUCAUUCAACUUUCUUGUGGGGAAGCCUCCUGAAAAGCUCUUUGCUCUUCCAAACAUCAGUUAUCUUAACCUGGCUGCAAACAUGCUCAGUGGAUCAUUUUCAAGUAGUUUAGCAUGUAGCAACACCCUUGGCUUUGUGGAUUUGUCCACAAACCAACUCAUAGGUGACCUGCCUGCCUGUCUUAACGUUAAUGUCAAUAACAGGGUUGUUAAGUUUGAUGGCAAUUGCUUUAGCGGUAACCCUGAACACCAGCAUGAAGCCAAGUUUUGUCAACAACCUCACAACGGGAGAGGAUCAAACAAGGAUGUUGGACUUGUGGUCACUGUUGUUGGGGUAGUGUUUAUUGUGCUUGUGCUUUCUCUUAUAUUAAUGGCUUCAAACAGAAGAAGCUGCCAGAGAGUUAUAGCAGAACAACAGUUACUGCAAAAGCAAAUGCAAGAUAAUUCGACUCCAGGAAUGUCCACUGAACUGCUAGUAAAUGCAAGGUAUAUAUCUCAAGCUGUAAAAUUAGGGACACAAAUAAUGCCCAUGUACCGAGCUUUUUCACUAGAAGAGCUCAAUGAAGCAACAAAAAGCUUUGAGCACUCAACAUUUUUAGGCGAGGGCACAAUUGGAAAGCUAUACAAGGGAAAACUAGAGAAUGGAACCCUGAUUGCCAUAAGAUGUUUGACGCUUUACCAACGGUACUCAAUAAGGAAUCUAAAACUUCGAUUAGAUCUACUUGCGAAGCUUCGGCACCCAAAUUUAGUCUGCCUCUUGGGGCACUGUAUUGAUGGUGAAGUCGAUGAAUGGAGCGUGAGAAGGGUUUUUCUUGUCUAUGAAUAUGUACCUAGCGGAACUCUUUCUUCAUAUCUUUCUGGCUCUAGCCCAGAGAAGACUCUCAAGUGGUGCGAUAGGCUCCAAGUGUUGAUUAACAUUGCAAAGGCUGUGCAUUUCUUGCAUACUGGAAUAAUCCCUGGUUCUUUAUAUAACCGGUUAAAGCCUUCUAGUAUUUUGCUUGACGAACAUCUUGUGGCAAAACUGAGUGACUAUGGUUUAUCCAUAAUUACGGAGGAAAUAUACAAACGUGAGGUAGUAGUAGAAGGGCAGAGAUGUAUACAAAAUAAUGAUGAACAAUUGGAAAAUUUGGAGGAUGACGUGUUUUCGUUUGGAUGUAUUUUACUUGAAGUACUCAUGGGACCAAAACAUCAGCGAAAAGAAUAUUCCUCCAUGCUAAGUGAACUGGCUAUGUCAAUAUCAAAACAAGAAGAGCGCGAGCAAGUUAUUGAUCCAGUUGUGCUGGGCACCUCUUCACAGGAUUCUUUGUCGAUGCUGAUCGCCAUUACUAUCAAAUGUUUAUCAGUUGAAUCUUCAGCCAGGCCUUCGAUCGAAGAAGUUCUCUGGAAUCUGCAGUACGCUGCACAAAUCCAGGCAAUAUUCGACGGCGACCAGAGAUCAGAAGUUUCCUCGCAGAUAUCAUGAGAAUUCUUGUCCAUACCUGCGUAAAGACGGUGCUAUAUGUGCAAAUUAAUUUGAUUUUUAGUGUAUGCAGAAGAGAUGACCAAACUGACUGAGUAAUAAUUCAAUUUGAUGCUACUUCAACAGCAUUUGUGACACAUCAACAAAUUAAUUAACAUGUCGAAUGCUGUAAGCUAAACAGACAUGUAGCAAUUUGGUUACGUCAUGGAAAGGAACAUUCUCUCUUAUUAUCACUGUUCAUCAACCCGUGAAUUGUAUGGGUUAUUGAUAUUGAUAACAACUAUUGAAGUUUAGAUAAUUAUAGCAGUUUAGAUUAAAAAGUAGUUACAACGCGUGUACAU